Messenger RNA from Xyrichtys novacula (pearly razorfish), 5898 nucleotides. NCBI's taxonomy places the organism in Eukaryota, Metazoa, Chordata, Actinopteri, Labriformes, Labridae. The record is from the annotation of a GenBank genome assembly.
UGUGGUGUCUCAGUGGACAUACACUCAUCACCUCUCUCUUUAUCAGUCAGUACCAGCUCCUCCUGGAGACCUCCUCCCAGAUUUUUACAGCUCCUGACAGAUCUCUUUUAAGGUUGAUAAUUUGCUGUAAUGUAUUUGGAAACUCCACCUGAACUCAGACUUUGAUGCUUUUGAAGGAAUCAUCACCAUGGUUUGGAGGAACUCGACUUUUCCCAAACUUUCUGGAGGACAUGCAACUAAAUGAAGUUUGGUAAGAAAGUCAUUUUAGGAGAAAUAGCUUUGUUAAUUGUUGGAGUUUAUUUAUACACAUUUAGUGGGUUUUCUAGUGAUUUUGCUUCAUCUCAGAUUACACGCCUUUAACUAGAAGUUUGGGUCAACAGUAUUUAAAGUCAGCGUAAUGACUUUGAUUCAUCAAGUAUCGCAUUUCCCUGUCUCUUUAAAUUUUGUCAUCUUUAGACAUAAAGUUAAAAUCAAGUGUUUGUCAUUGAGUUCAGGGCCUUGAGACGUUAGAAAAUACUCGACCAGUAGCGCUAGACACCAAGAACAGAUUAUAGCUGUUUUUGAUCAGAAGAAAAAGUCACAUUUGAAGUUCAAUGUGAAUUUUCAUGCCUCCUCUCGUCUCAUGCUCUAAUUGUAAUUGUCCAUUUUAUAGUGCUUUAUGUAAUUGUUUCUAAUAGUAUCCUGUAGUGCUGCUCUCUGGUUAUUUUCAGUGUCUCAGUGUUAUGUAACUGAAACGUCAUCUAUUCAGAUAAAUGUAGUUAUUUUGUCCUGAAAAUAGUCACUUUAAAAUGUUAAUUUGUCCUAGAUUUUGAAUCAUUGAUAUUACGUUUUAAUUUGAAUUAAAAUACAUGGCAAUUACAGAUUAUUUUGCAGAUUGCAUUUAAAUUGGGUAUUAACAUAAUUAAGAAUGGCAUCACAAUGGUGGGAUUAUGGGGUUUCCCUGUACCACAUAAAUACUUUUUACAGCAGCUUUCUGAGGGAUUAAAAAAGCUGUGUGAUUCUAUAAUCCUCAUUAUAAUACAGAAUUAUAACAUUUAAUGGUGAUUUCUCAUAUAAAAACUGGAAAAAAGAAGAAUUAGAGCAAAGAAACAUCUACUGUGUGAAGUCAAAGUCAAAAAAGGCUUUAAGAGGAGUAAAUAAACAGGAAAGUAUCUGAAAAGGAUCAUCUCCCUCAGAGGUAAAAACGUGGAUUUAGUAUAUGCUGAGCUGUAUCAGGACCAGGAUGAAAAUGAGGACACACUUAUAUAAUAUGCAUUAAAAAUGUACAUGUACUUCUAGUCCUUCCUGGAGAUAAAUCUCAGAACAAAUGUGGCAUGUCAAUAGCUCUCCACCAGAGAAGAUUAGAGCAGCGGGGAGCAUCAGCAGAGCGCACAUGUAUUUAGGACAUUGCCUCCUCUACAGUCAUAUAUUCCUGACAAUCUCUGGUUAUUUAUAUAAGAAGUUAUACACUGAUCUAUGGCCAUGGAAGGAAGUUACCUUUGAUGGUGUGUCAUGCGGGGUGACACUGAACCCAUAUUAAUCAAUGUAGCCAGUCCUCUGCAGCUGGGCCGCAACAAGCGCUCUCAUUAUCUUCUAUUUCAAAAGGAUGGGGAUGGAUGGAGGAAAGACAGGCUGUCCUCCAUGAAUUAUUCCUAUUGAUCAUGUCUCUCCUUCACUUACAUACAAAAAGUAACCCUUUCAACAUGAGCAAAUGUAGAUACAUUUCUAUUAUUUCUACUGUAUAUGUAUGGUAGGAUAUAUAUUGAGAAGCGACUGAAGAAUGUAUGUAUGUUGAUAUUGACAUGUACAUCAAAUUUGCAUGUAUAAAAUAGGGAUUUAUUAAUGUAUCUUCACAAUUACUCAUGUAUGCAGUGACAAAGUAUGAAUAUUAUUCAACCUCUCAGGGCUUUAAGAAGAUACCAACUAAUUAUAUGAUCAGGGAUGAAUUAUGCAAUCAUUCAAGUCCUACUUAACAACAAACAGAAGAUAGACAGUGUAAAGAUUCGAACACUGUUGGCCAAGCAGUUGGAGCACCAUGCCCUAUAAACAGCUGCCAUAGUCAUAAAGUGAACGGUUUGGACUCACUUUCAUCCUACAACCCCUACAGCCUCUCUCCCUUAUGUCACCUCUCACUCUCUCUCACAUUUCCUUCUUGGGCCAGCAGUCAAACUUGCAGGGUUUUAGGAUGAAUGAGAGUUUUCUCAUCCACUCUACUUGUGUUUUGUGGACUUGAUGCAACAAGUGAACUCAGCAAGGUUGUGUUAGUGUAGUGGUUUGCACUGCUGUCAGGGUUAAGAUCCAAACUAGAGCCUUCCUCUUUGGAGUAUAAGGGAUUUGACCUACCAUGUUAAAGGAUAGAUGGUUUGUCAAUGAGGUGGUUAGUUCUGCCACCUCUUUGCAGAAGGGUUGAGGGUUCAAAUUCAAGUCAGGACUUUCCUAAAUGAAGCUUCAGUAUUGUAGUUUGCUUGCAGUAGGGUGUUGACCAUGACUUGGCGUUGGUGUUAUGUUUUGUACUUCUGCCUCAUGGUAAGAGGUUGCAGGGUUCAAUUCCUUGAUUAGGCCUUUUGGUGUGGAGCUUAUGUGUUCCAUCUUUCUCCCACUUGAACUACAAGAUUGAUAUAGAGGGUAAAAUAUGUUAACUACUACGCAAUGUUCAGUGUCGCAAAGGUUUGAUUAGCACUGUUGCCUCACAGCAGGGUGGUUAUUGGUUUGAAUCCCAGCUGGGGCCUUCUUCCAUGGAGCUGGACUGGUCUAGUUUACUCCUGCUGGACAGUCAGUCAGAAUAAAGAUGAACUGGAGGGUGCAUACGUCCUUUCAGGGGGCACAUAAGUGUUGGUUAGCAUAGCAUCCCACAGAGAAAAGGUUUUAGGUUUGAAUCCAGGCCUGGGCCUUUUUUAUUGUGGAGCUGAGCCAAAUCUUUUGAACAACCAGGAUGAAAAAGAAGAAAUUAGAUAAACCUCAAACAAGUAAGACCUGUGAAAAAAGUGGUGUGGUGGUUAUGGCUGCUGUCUCAAAGUGUGAAGGUCAUGGGUUCAAAGCUUGUGCUGCUGCCUGUAUUAGUGAUGAAGGAAGAUCACAGGGAGAGUAAAGAUGAAAAGAAAAUGAGUUCAGGAAAAAAUGCUGAGAGCAUGGAAGAGAAGGUAAAUUUCUCUUAUGGAAUUUCAAUCUAUUUCAUAAUUUAUAGUAAUAAGUAUAGUAAUAAUAAGUUUGCAUUUCUUUAAAAAGUGUUUAGGUUGCAAGUAUUUAAUUUUUUUUUUUUUCAAUGUGCUUUGACAUCAGUUACACAUGUGCUAAUAAUACUCCCCACUGAACAAUAGACGGCUAUUAGACAUCUAGUUUUUUUGUUAGACCCGAUUUCAACCGUCUAGAUUCUGUAUAUUUUUAGACAAAAUUUAGACGUUGCACUUUAACCCAUUAUUAAAUAACUAUUUAUUUCAAAAAGACACUGUGAGUUGUAUAACUGAUCUCCUUAACCAAAAUAAUUAUGAUAGCUGUUGAGCAAUAUACAGUUAGACCUCUGUUAGUCUAAACUUGGUCUAAAUUUAGACGUCUAAAAAACCCUAAUUUUUAGACCUGUGGUAGCCUGAUUUUAGACCAGUCGUCUAGGCUACAUUUAGACGUCUAUUAGACCUCUUUUAGACAAAAAAAUGCUCAGUAGGAUUGAACUUUUUUAUCGUGAAUGUUGCACACACACUUUUAAUGGAUAUUAAUUUUCUUCAACACAGGCAUGAAGAGGAUUCCAACGGUGCCAAAAGGAUUCUGGUCCAGUUUCAGAACAGCAGGGGAGUAUGGACCACAGAUAUUAAUUUUGAAACCUGUACAAUGAAUCAUGGAGGAUAUCAGUUCACCUCCCACCCCUGAGCACAAUGACAGCAGAACUAUUUGGAUCCCGCUGCCGUCAGCUCCCAGCAGGCAGUUGGGCACCCUUCCCAGCCCACAGACCCACUUCAAGGACCUGACAGGGAUAUUUUUCAUGGUGACUCUGAACAUUCUGGCACUUCUAGCCAACACUGCCAUUCUGGUCGUUGUGAUCAAAGCUCCACACCUCAGGAAGUUUGCCUUUGUGUGCCACCUGUGUGCUGUGGACCUUCUGUGUGCCAUCCUGCUCAUGCCUCUCGGGAUCAUGUCCGGUUCUCCCUACUUUGCCGGUGUGAUGUUCACAGUCCUGGAAUGUCAGAUCUAUGUUUUUCUCAAUGUGAUUCUCAUCGCUGCCUCCAUUUUUACCAUCACAGCCAUCAGUGUGGAGCGGUACUACUACAUUGUUUACCCGAUGCGCUAUGAGGUCAAGAUGACGUUAAAGCUGACUGUGGCUGUGAUAGUGAUGGUGUGGGUGGCCUCUGCUGUACUAGGGUUGUCCACAGUGUUUGGUUGGCCUUCAUACAGGAGUCUGGGCUCCAUCAAUGCUGCACACUGCUCCUUGCAUUGGAGCCACAGCGGCCACAGACAAAUCUUUUCUGUGUUCUUCGGUGUCACCUGUUUCUGCUUGCCUGCUGUUGUUAUCCUCGUAGUUUACUGUAAUGUGUACAAGGUGGCUCGCGUAGCCGCCCGUCAGCACGGACCUCUUCCUUUAUGGACAAAUAAUCAACCAAAGCAUCGCUCUGACUCCAUAAACAGCCAGAUUACUAUCAUCACAACCCACAGUGCACCCCUCAGGACUACACGUGAGCGACAUUUUGGUGGGGGCAAAGCUGCUCUCACGCUGGUGGUCAUAGUCGGACAGUUUCUGAUCUGCUGGCUGCCUUACUUUGCCUUCCACCUUCACCUGACGUUAAAUGCAACCCUCAGGAUCCCUGUGGGUCUGGAGCAAGCGGUUACUUGGCUGGCGUAUUCCUCUUUUGCUAUAAACCCGUUUUUUUAUGGGCUUCUUAACAGACAGAUCAGAGAGGAGCUGUGUAAACUGAGGCGCUGUUACUCGGCCCGGCCUGUGGAGCUGCCGGUCUCAAGCCAUGACGGCUCAGGCCAUGAGAACUUCCUGCAGUUCCUCCACAGGACCAGCUGUACCAUGGAAACACGGGCGAGCUUUGCCACACCCAGUCCAAGAAGCACUCUGGAUCAAAGCGGACUCACUGGUUUCAGAAUACCAGGACAGAUCCCUGAGGAGUUCAACUAGUCAUACCUCACCGCUGUGCCACAACAUAAGCAGGACUGUAAAAGAUCUAAGUUACACCUGAUCCAAUGGAGUUAACCGUGGAUCUGUCUUCAAUAUGAAUUCCAAUUGAAUAACAGUGUCAUUUAUCGACCAGUUAAAUCUAGUCUUUGUAGCCCCUUUCAUAAAUGCACCACAGUCUUGAAAAUGCAAAUUGACAAAUCAGCAAGAAGACUCAUUACAGAAGACUUCUAUUCCCUCCUGCUCCUCAAGCAAAACUAACAAAGAUGAAGUUUAUUUCACAGCAAAGUUACUUUUUUUUUUUUUUUUGGCUAUCAAUGCUUUUCUAUAUAAACUUGAAAUACAAAUGAAUAAUUAUCUGUGACACUUAAAAACUGCCUCAGAGUAAUGAGAAUUUGAUAAAAUGGAAAGUGAUCAAGCAUUCCCUCAUCAAAGUUCAUAUUUCUGUGAACUAUUGAUUAUUUGUAUUUUGUCUUUGUUGUUGUUGUAUUUAUUUAUUUUUCAGCAUUUAUUUAUUCAUUGUUAUCAGAGACUUUUUGUUCAUAAAAUGAAUUGUUUUUUUAAUUGCAUUAAAGCUCGUGUGGGGAACUUUAUGGUCCCUGUUAAUCUUGGUGCCCCCCGUGGACAAAGCAGUCUUUGCUUAUCUUGUCCUCUAUUUUCUUUCAUUACUGCCUACUGACUUUUAACAGUCAGAUGUAUCAUUUGUGGUGAAUGUUAUAUGUGGAAACUGUAAAAAAGCAGCUCGACUGAUAUCUACCCUCUCACGCUGGUUUCAGGUAUUAAAAAUUGUGAUUAAAAAUAAUACAACUUUU